Messenger RNA from Culicoides brevitarsis, 1956 nucleotides. RefSeq names its product H/ACA ribonucleoprotein complex subunit 4 (gene Nop60B). Gene Ontology annotation, molecular function: RNA binding; pseudouridine synthase activity. The transcript is spliced from 5 exons. Gene Ontology annotation, cellular component: box H/ACA snoRNP complex. Lineage: Eukaryota; Metazoa; Arthropoda; Insecta; Diptera; Ceratopogonidae. The record is from RefSeq and is a predicted model, not a curated record. The coding region runs from base 112 to 1635 and encodes 507 amino acids. Gene Ontology annotation, biological process: rRNA pseudouridine synthesis; box H/ACA sno(s)RNA 3'-end processing; snRNA pseudouridine synthesis.
CUAAUAUUGAGUCGUAUGAAAUUGAUAAAUCCCAUUCCGGAGCUCCACACGUGCAGAAGAUAAAAUACACGGGAAAUUAAUUUGGAAAAAUCGACUAAUUUUCGCAGAAUAAUGGACGUUUCAAUGGGAGAGAAGAAAAAGAAGAAGAAGAUCAAAGACGAACCAGUCGAAAGUCUUGGCGAAAUUCAAAAGAAUCAGAGCUUCACAGUCGAGCCAUCCGAAAAGAAGGCUGUUUUGGAUUCAUCACAAUGGCCUUUGUUGUUGAAACAUUUCGACAGAUUGAACAUUCGUACCAAUCAUUACACCCCCUUGCCAUUCGGAUCGUCGCCCUUGAAUCGCGAAAUUAAGGAUUACAUCUCGUCGGGAUGCAUGAACGUCGAUAAACCUUCAAAUCCAUCGUCGCACGAAGUUGUCGCCUGGAUAAAACGCAUUUUGAAGGUCAACAAAACCGGGCAUUCGGGAACUCUUGAUCCAAAAGUCACGGGCUGCUUGAUCGUUUGUGUCGAUCGGGCAACGCGCUUGGUUAAAAGUCAACAAUCGGCAGGAAAGGAAUACGUUGCGGUCUUUAAAUUGCAUUCAGCUGUCGAAUCGCUUGCUCGUGUCAAUCAAGGUUUGGAGAAAUUACGAGGAGCGUUGUUCCAAAGACCUCCGUUGAUUUCUGCUGUGAAGCGACAACUUCGUGUACGGAGCGUUUAUGACAGUUUGCUGCUGGAUUACGACAACAAUCGUAACAUGGGUGUCUUUUGGGUGAGUUGUGAGGCAGGUUCGUACAUCCGAACGAUGUGUGUUCAUUUGGGCUUGGUUCUCGGCGUCGGCGGACAAAUGUUGGAGUUGCGUCGUGUUCGUUCGGGCAUCCAGUCGGAAAAGGAUAACAUGGUAACGAUGCACGAUAUUUUGGAUGCGCAGUAUUUGUACGAGAAUCACAAAGACGAGAAAAUGUUGCGACGUGUCGUGAAGCCGCUCGAAUGCUUGUUGACGGGACACAAGCGAAUCAUCAUGAAAGACAGUUCGGUGAAUGCCGUUUGUUAUGGUGCCAAAAUUAUGUUGCCCGGCGUGUUGCGAUACGAAGACGGUAUCGAGCUGAAUGAGGAAAUUGUUAUUGUGACGACGAAGGGAGAAGCAAUCGCCUUGGGCAUCGCUCUAAUGACGACAGCGACAAUGGCGAGCUGCGAUCAUGGGGUUUGCGCGAAAAUUAAACGCGUUAUUAUGGAACGCGACACAUAUCCACGUCGAUGGGGACUCGGGCCGAAGAGUUCGCAGAAGAAACAGCUGAUUGCGGCGGGAAAAUUAGACAAAUACGGAAAACCCAAUGAAAAUACGCCCAAAGAAUGGCUAACGGGAUACGUUGAUUACAACGUGGCGAGCGGAACACCCGCUGUUGCGACAGAAACGAAUGGCACAGAGUCUUCCAAGAGAAAAUUGAGUAUCAGUAGCAAUGCGGAUCAAUCAAUGAACGCAUCCGCCGCUUUAGAUGACUCGACAGUCAAAAAGAGCAAGAAAAAGAAGAAGAAGACAGAUGAGGAAGCUCCUGAAGAAACGCCUGAAACUCCCGCAGCUGAAGAAGAGGAGGCUCCCAAAAAAGAAAAGAAGAAGAAGAAAAAGAAGGACAAAGACCAAGAACGCGAAGAUGAAUAAAUUUUGCAUUUUCACAAAAACCGAAAAAUCAAUCAUUCACGUAAGCAUUUCAGUUAAACACUCAUAUUUUUUAUGAUUCGGAGCUUAUCCAUACCUCAUAGACGUUAAGUUCAAAGCUCACCACAGAAAAAAAUGACCAAAAGUUAUAAAAAAAAAAAAUCGUUCAUGGUCAGACAUUUUGUUUAAAAUUUAUUUUCCUCGAAAUGAGGAACCAACAUUUAAUUUUUCAACAAAUUACUUAUAGAUUUUACAUAAAUUUAAAUGAUGUAAAUUAAAUUUUACAUGAACUUGAAGAAAAAAGAAAUAAAAGAAUAUUUUUAA